Molecule: messenger RNA, 1437 nt
Organism: Boeremia exigua
Lineage: Eukaryota; Fungi; Ascomycota; Dothideomycetes; Pleosporales; Didymellaceae
Product: HotDog domain-containing protein
Exons: 3
Coding region: 356-1297 (313 amino acids)
Cellular component (GO): peroxisome
Source: RefSeq, a predicted model, not a curated record
AAUGUCAAUGAGUGGGCUGGAUAGGGUCAAAUAAGGCUGGCACUCUGUACAUAAGGACUGCACAAAUAUGAUUACUGGAACUUCCGGUAACGUAAUGGAACAAUUUUCAAUCACUCUUCGCCUUGCGCAAUGUCAACAUCCGACUUCGGCUACAAGGGUAUGCUACUAUAGGCAUGGUCGACUUUGAGGUGGUGAAUCGACAUCGACCUCGGCAAACCUCUGGAGCUGCUCGAGCUUGGAACCGUGAUAUUGCCGCCCCGCUCACACCUCAAACUCCCCGAGCGUUACGUACCUAAGCUCCAUACUUUCAACGUACAGUCGCAGUACCUCAUCAUCAUCCCUCAAAUCACACAAAAUGAGCGACAAGGCCGGUCCCGGUGUUGGCUUCGAGUUCCCCAGCUACGAGGUUUCGUGGCUCAAGCGUGAUCUGCUGCUUUUUGCAGCAAGCAUCGGUGCUACUUAUCCUGAUGAGCUGCAAUUCCUUUAUGAAUUGCACCCUCAAUUCGCUGCAUUCCCCACAUACCCAAUCAUCCUGCCCUUCAAGCACACGGACCAGGAAGUAAUUGACUUUUACGCUCGCUCAAACUCCGAGCCUAUUGAUGGUGUACCCAAGUUCGACACAAAGCAUGUCCUUGAUGGUGAGCGUAAGCUGGAGUUCAUCAAGCCCAUUCCCGUAACCAGCGAGGGCCGCAAGUUCGAGAUCAGGAGCAAAGUGCUUGGUGUCUACGACAAGGGCAAGCCCGGCACAGUCAUCGAGACAGAGCAGCGACUGGUAGACGCUGAGAGUGGCGAGACAUACACCAGGGCUGUCGGCAGUGGCUUCUACGUCGGUCAGGGAGGAUGGGGAGGACCCAAGGGCCCCAAAGUCCCCAACUUCCCGCCUCCCGAGCGCGCGCCCGAUGCAACCCGCAUCGUCCAGACCACCAUGGAGACCGCACACAUCUACCGCCUCAACGGCGACUACAACCCUCUACACGCCGAUCCUGAGCCUGGUAAGAAGAUGGGCUUCGGCGGCCCCAUCAUCCACGGCCUGUUCAGCUGGAACUCGUCUGCACAUGCCAUUCUCCAGGCUUUCGGUGCAAGCAAGCCAGAGAACAUCAAGGAAUUCCAGGCCCGUUUUGCAGCUCCGGUGAAGCCGGCAGACAAGCUGAUCAUCGAGAUGUGGAGGACUGGUGAGAAGCUUGACGCUGGCUUCGAGGAGAUCAGGUUCAUUGUGCGUGUUGAGGGUGGAAAGACGGUGCUGACGAAUGGAAGGGCGGUUGUGAAGGUUGAGGGACAGAUCAAGGCUAAGUUGUAGAUGAUUGAGAGCUCAUCUUUUUGGGCGGCGAUUCGAGCGUCGGGCCGGCGAGGGCUGGUGCUGGUGCUGGUGCUGGUGCUCUGCCUUGUUCCACCACCUCUUUGAAUCGGUAGUGAUUUCUGACGGCAGAAACCUCAACC